Durusdinium trenchii is the source of this 504-nucleotide messenger RNA. NCBI's taxonomy places the organism in Eukaryota, Dinophyceae, Suessiales, Symbiodiniaceae. The record is from the annotation of a GenBank genome assembly.
AUGGCCGAGGAGGAAGGGCAAGAGGUCAUCUUCACUGAAAACACUGCGCCAGACAGAGAGAUUUGGGAUGAGAAGGGUGGCUUGAUCAAGAAAGGUGCCGCUGAAAUUGCUGAACGUGAUCAAGAUCAUGUGCCAGAGGUGAAGGUUUUGACGACGCUAGGCAUGUUCGCGGUGCCCGUGACAGCUGAGACCACCGUCGGAGAGAUCCGCCAAAAAGUACAGGAAUGGAAGCCGGAGUACUCCUUGGAGCAGAUCGAGUUGGUUUGCAAAGACAAAGAUGCCUGGGGCCCUCUUUUCAACAAGACAUCUCGCCCCAGGGACGACGAUGAGACGGUUGAGUCCCUGUGGAGUGACUGGGACAUUCCCCGUCGUAUGAUGCAGGUUGCUCUUUGGAUCAAAGAGAAAAACGAGGAGACGGGUGAGUGGGAGAGUACCUUUUGGAAGAUGCUUGAGGAGAGCAAAUGUGAUGAUUGGAGCUUUCAAGGCCGGAGGUCCAGACUAUGA